Messenger RNA from Prorocentrum cordatum, 2671 nucleotides. The record is from the annotation of a GenBank genome assembly. Lineage: Eukaryota; Dinophyceae; Prorocentrales; Prorocentraceae.
GCCUGCACGGGCGGCGGCGGCGCGCCUCCAGGCGAGGGGCGUUCCUCCCGCGCCGAGGAUCGCCACGGCGCGCGCGGCUGGGGGCGACGGACAGGAGGCGCCGGAGGACGACGAGGACGAGGAGAAUUUUAGCCUCGUGGACAUGCUGAUCGCCAGGUCGCGGAGCGUGACGGAGAUGGGCGUCACCGCCGCCGAGUGGCACCGAGAGGUGUACGAGGGCGAGAUCCCCGACGGCUACGCCAAAGCCCUGCAGGGAGGUAUCGAGCUCGUCGAUGUUCUGGUUGGGACCACCGACCUCAAGAUGAUAGCGGAUGCUAACAGUUCCCUGGAUGUGUCGCCGCGGUACUGUAUGCGACUAACACCGCGCCCGACGUUCGGCCUCGGCAUGCUGAUGGGUGCGACGGCGCGCUCCUUCUCGGUGCUGGGCCCUCUCGAGGCCAGCCUGAAGAGGCUGGGGGCCAGCAGCGUGGACACGCUGGUGCUCCACGGCACGGGCGGGCGGCUGAGCUUCCCCGCCUGGGUGUACGACGCGGUCGCGGAUGCGUACCAGCAGGGCCUGUGCACCAAAGUGGGCGUGAGCCACGCGGGCGCCAAGCCGGCGGCGCUGAAGAAGGUCGCCGAGGAGCUCCAGAGGCGCGGGGUGGCUCUGUCCUGCGCCCUCGUGAGGCUGUCGCUGCUCGACAGGGGGUCGCUGCCGCUCAUCCAGGAGCGCCCAGGGAACGGGGGGGGAGGGGGCGUGCGCGGGUUACCACGCGAGGACGAGCUGGCCUCUGGCAGGUUCACCGCCGCCAACCCCACCGGCGGCGAGAUCAGCGUGCCCCGCUUCACGCUCACGCAGCUCCUGCCGCUGAGGCCGCUGCACGAGGCACUCGGGAGCGUGGCCGCCCGGGUGCGCGCCCGGGAACCCGAGAAGGAGGGCAUCGACACCACCGCCGUGGCGCUCCAGUGGUGCGUCAGCAAGGGCGCGAGCCCGCUUGUCGACGUGGGCGAGGAGUCAAACGCAAAGGCGGCAACCGCGACGCUGGCACCCGCCUCACUUAAGGGGUUCGUGGCCGCCUCGGGCACCUUCUUCGGCCUUGGUCGCCUUUUGGCCAUUUUGGCCCCGGCAGUGCAGAUCUUGGGGUCGCAGGUGGAGUUCGUCGCCACGAUCUUGCUGGCGCUGGCGCGUCAGGCGGACUCAUGGGGCGAGGAGCUCGAGCAGGCGAGGGCCGCGUACGCCACAGUGUGGAGGCGUCUGCGCCGCCAGCCAAAUCGCCCCAACGCGUUCUGGAUCCCAGCCCACAAGGGCGUCAAGGGCUACUUGGAAUUGGACUUCCACCCAGUGCUGCACGCGGGCAACACAUGGGCGGACUGGUUCGCCAAGCGCGGGGCGAUGCAGCACACGGUGGCCCAAGUCUACGUGGACGUCUACGGGAUCGAGGUGCAACACUACAAGAAGGUUGUGGCCUACAUCGGGCGCUCUCGGGCGCGGUCUGGUGCGGCGCUGCAGCAGUUCUUCAAAGCAGCAUUCGAGCCGUCGGUGCUGGCGCGCAUCAAGGCAGGAACCGAGAUCCUCUACUUCGAGGCCCAGGCGUGGGUGGUCUCGGAGACGGGGGCUCAGGCGGUCGAGGCGAUGAGCGAGGCCGACGGCGAUGGGGGCGACCCGCCGCUUGUGGACGGCAGCCCGUGGUACGACGCCGUCGAGGAUGUGCUGGCUCACGAUGGCCAUCGGCUGCGGCGUGCUGGGCCCGCAGUCUUUUGCGAGUUUUGCGUGGCAUGGAUGCAGGCGCGGGCUGCGCGUGGUCUGCAGCGUCCCAGCCUGAAAGAGCACGGGUGCGAGGUUAGCAGGAUGCUGGCGGCGGCAUUUGCGCGCGUGGCCUGCGAGGCGGGUGGCAGCGGCGGCGCGCGCGGUGCAGGGGCGGACGGCGGUGGUUGCGGGUCGAUCCGCGCGGGAGAUCGGCCGGGCGUCGUGCGAACCGCUGAUCCUGGAGCGGCUCUCGCCAAGGCCCUCGCGGUCGCGCGGCUUCAGCGGGCCGCGGAAGCCGCCUCAGCCGUCGGCAUUUGCGCGCGCGCGUGCGAGGCUAGCAGGCUGCUGGCAGCGGCAGCCGCGCGCGCGGCAGCGGAGCGGCCUCGCGGCCUCCAGUGGCAGGCGCGCCUCGCGCGGCUGCGGCGGCGGGUUGAGGGGCGCGAGGCCAGUCGCGACACGGCCGCCCGCGCCGUGCGGUGCCCGGCGCCCCUGGGGAAGGGCAGGCCGAAGCCUCGGCCCGCGGCGCGCUUCGCCAUCUGCGGCCGCAGGCCCGCCGCGGCGGUGGCCGAGAGGCAGCCUGGGGGGGCCGCUGCCGCGAGGGCCGCCCAGGAGCAGCUGGCGGGCGACUGGCGGCGGCGCUGCGUGCCGUGCGCCGAGGCCAUGCUGGGCCAGCCGCGGCGGCGUGCGGUCGUGCGCGCGGGGCGCGCCGCGGCGCAGCUGGCCCGCGAGAUGUGCGACAGGGCAUGGGCGCGUGGCGGGGUCAUCCGCGGGGCGUUCAGGCGCCGCCGCCGCGGCCCGUCGUUCUCCCGCGCGUGGGUGGCCGAUUCUAUGUGGAGGUGCGAGACGCGGGCCCUCCGCCAGCGCAAGGCGCUGGCGCGGCCGCCGCAGGCGCGGGGCCCAGCGGCCAGCGACGGGGACCCUGCGGGGGAGGCUGCCGCGGGCUAG